AUGCUGCAGAUCGGGGAGGACGUGGACUAUUUGCUCAUCCCCCGCGAAGUCAGGCUGGCGGGAGGCGUCUGGAGGGUCAUCUCCAAGCCCGCCACCAAGGAGGCGGAAUUUCGGGAGCGGCUGAUCCAGUUUCUGGAGGAGGAAGGCCGCACCCUGGAGGAUGUGGCCCGCAUCAUUGAGAAGAGCACCCCGCAUCCACCCCAACCCCCCAAAAAACCCAAGGGGCCCCGGAUGAGGAGAGUCCAGCAGAUGGUGACCCCACCUCCCCGGCUGGUCGUGGGCACUUACGACAGCAGCAACGCCAGUGACAGCGAGUUCAGCGACUUUGAGACCUCCAGAGACAAGGGUGACAAGGGCCACAAAGGCACGGGGCGUGGCAGGAAGGUGCGCAAAAUGCCUGUCAGUUACCUGGGCAGCAAAUUCCUUGGGAGCGACCUGGAGAGCGAGGAUGAUGAGGAACUGGUGGAGGCCUUCCUCCGGCGGGGGGAGAAGAAGCCCAGCAUGCCGCCAGCCCGCCGCCGGGUGAACCUUCCAGUGCCCAUGUUUGAGGACAACCCGGUGCCCCAGCUGUCCAAAGCGGACAGGUGGCGGGAGUAUGUCAGCCAGGUGUCCUGGGGGAAGCUGAAGCAGAGGGUGAAAGGCUGGGCACCAAGGUCCAGCCCAGGGGUGGGCGAAGCCUGGCAGGCCUCUACCAGGUUGGAGAGGGAUGGCGCAUCAGUGCCACGCAGCGCCAGCCUGGGGGAUAAUGUGGGAAAUGCAGGAGAUGGGCAGGUGCCUGAGAGCCCCCCAAGACGGUGGAGGCCUAAGAUCAACUGGGCCUCAUUCCGGCAUCGCAGGAGAGAGGAAGCAGCAGCCAGAGCUCAGGGGGCAGAGGCUGUAGAUGAGCAGAGAGUGGAGGCUGUGGGUAAUCAGAGGGUGGAGGCUGUAGAUAAUCAAAGAGCAGGGGCCAUAGCUGUCCAGAGGGCAGAGGCUGUGGAUAAUCAGAGGGCAGAGGCCAUGGCUGUCCAGGGGGCAGAGGCUCUGGACAAUCAGAGGGCGGAAGACCCAGCUGUCCAGAGGGUAGAGGAUGCAGAUAAUCAGAGGGCAGAGACCCCAGCUGUCCAGGGGGUUGAAUCCUCAGCUGCUGGGAGGGCCCUAGGGGUCAUCCCAGGAUCUAGGACCCGGAAACAGGUCAAGACAGUGAGGUUCCAGACCCCUGGACGCUUUUCAUGGUUUCGAAAGCGCCGGAGAGCCUUCUGGCACACUCCCCGGUUGCCCAUCCUGCCCAAGAGAGUCCCCAGGGCAGGCGGGGCUAGGAGCCUCAGGGUCCUGAGGGCUGAGGCCAGAGCAGAGGCAGAGCACGGAGAGCAGGAAGACCAGCUGUGA
This is a messenger RNA of Mesoplodon densirostris (Blainville's beaked whale), 1365 nucleotides long. RefSeq names its product coiled-coil domain containing 8 (gene CCDC8). Gene Ontology annotation, cellular component: 3M complex. The transcript has a single exon. Gene Ontology annotation, biological process: microtubule cytoskeleton organization; regulation of mitotic nuclear division. The record is from RefSeq and is a predicted model, not a curated record. Lineage: Eukaryota; Metazoa; Chordata; Mammalia; Artiodactyla; Ziphiidae. The coding region runs from base 1 to 1365 and encodes 454 amino acids.